This is a messenger RNA of Entamoeba invadens IP1, 477 nucleotides long. RefSeq lists its product as hypothetical. The record is from RefSeq and is a predicted model, not a curated record. The coding region runs from base 1 to 477 and encodes 158 amino acids. Lineage: Eukaryota; Evosea; Mastigamoebida; Endamoebidae. The transcript has 2 exons.
AUGGAUAAUAUAAUAUCCAUUCCACUCGAAGAAUAUAUUUCCCUUCAACUUGUACACAACAAAUUGAAGUCGGUACGUCAGCAAAACGAAUCGCUUCUUCAAGAAAAAGAAACUUGCCGUCUUGAGAUUCAAGACAUUCAAAAUAAAAUCAUUUUACAACAAGAAAUGAUUCAGCACACGACGUGUAAACUUGCAAAACUUCGUAAAGAGUGCGAAGUCGAAAAACAAAAAAUUGGUCUUAUGACUCAACUCCCAAGAGAGGAGCCACUUGUUUAUAAAGUUAAUAAAACUUGUUGCAAAAUCGACUCUUGUGACUCCGAAGAAGUUCUCGUCAAACCUCGCAUUUGUAUCAAUCCAGAGUCUUACGACACUCAAGACGACACCGAUUCAUUAUUUUCCUCUCCACAACUAACAAAUGAGACAUCCGCGUAUCGACUUCGAAAUGGACUACCCCGCCCUUCUCAAAGUCUUUUGUGA